Messenger RNA from Scomber scombrus (Atlantic mackerel), 3065 nucleotides. It is a transcript of the gene rangap1b, whose product is annotated as Ran GTPase activating protein 1b. Lineage: Eukaryota; Metazoa; Chordata; Actinopteri; Scombriformes; Scombridae. The record is from RefSeq and is a predicted model, not a curated record. Gene Ontology annotation, molecular function: small GTPase binding; GTPase activator activity. The coding region runs from base 1 to 1746 and encodes 581 amino acids. Gene Ontology annotation, biological process: signal transduction; nucleocytoplasmic transport; activation of GTPase activity. The transcript is spliced from 15 exons. Gene Ontology annotation, cellular component: cytosol; perinuclear region of cytoplasm; nucleus.
AUGGCUUCAGAUGACAUAUCUCAGCUUGCUGAUGCUCUCUCCAAGACCCAUGUCGGAGAUGGAGAGUUGAGCUACAAGGGCCUGGGACUGAAGCUGGACAACGCUGAGUCAGUGGAGGAGCUGGUGCGUGACAUCGAGCAGUACCACGGUCUGAGAGCUCUACGCCUGGAAGGGAACACUGUGGGAGUGGAUGCAGCCCGAGCCAUCGCCAAGGCUCUGGAGAACAAAGAUCUGCUCCAGAGAUGCUACUGGAGCGACCUUUUCACCGGGAGACUUCGUUCUGAAAUCCCAACAGCCCUGAGGUCCCUGGGCAGUGGAUUGAUGAGUGCAGGGGCCAGGCUGACUGAGCUGGACCUGAGCGAUAAUGCCUUCGGGCCGGACGGCGUGAAGGGAAUCGAGCAGCUGCUGAAGAGCCCAUCCUGCCACACCCUGAUGGAGCUGAGGCUCAACAACUGUGGGAUGGGAAUCGGAGGAGGGAAGAUUCUGGCUGAAGCUCUGAUCGAGUGCCACAGACAGUCAUCGGCACUCGGAGCGCCACUCAAACUGAGAGUGUUUAUCGCAGGGAGGAACCGCUUGGAGAAUGAAGGAGCCAGAGCCCUGGCCAAAGCCUUCCAGCUGAUGGGCAGCCUGGAGGAGGUCCACAUGCCUCAGAAUGGAAUCAACUACGCGGGUGUGAUGGCGUUAGCAUCUGCCAUGCGACACAACCCAGAGCUCCGUGUCCUUAACUUCAACGACAACACCUUCACAAAGAGGGGAACUCUGGCCAUGGCACAGGCUCUGAGGCACCUGAGGAACGUCCAGGUAAUCAACUUUGGCGACUGUCUGGUCCGCUGUGAGGGAGCCAUCGCCCUCGCUGCAGUCCUGAGAGAGGGGCUGCCCAUCCUGAAGGAGCUCAAUCUGUCAUUUGGAGAGAUUACUGAGGCAGCGGCUCUAGUGGUGGCUAAUGCUGCCAUGGACAAACCUACCAUGGAGAAAGUGGAUCUGAACGGAAACUGCCUGGGAGAGGAGGGCUGUGAGGCUUUGAGGGAAGCUAUGGAAAACUUACACAAAGGAGACAUGCUGGCAUCACUCAGUGACGACGAAGGAGAACCUGAUGACGAAGAUGAUGAAGACGGCGAAGAAAAUGAUGAUGGUGAGGAGGAGGAAGCGGAGGAAGAGGAUGUUAGCGACCACUGUAAUGAAGAUAAUGAAGAGGACGAUGAAUUUGUGAAGGAAAACGGAAUGUCGAGAAAAGAUGACAGUCCUGCUAAACCUCAGAGUCCAGCAGAGAUACUGUCUUUCCUCAGCUGCCCGUCUGCUGAGAAGCUUCUUCAGCUGGGAGAGAUGAGGACAGAUCUGCAGCAACAGGUGGAUGCGACAGACCCAAACAACGCAGCCGAUGUGCUUCUGAAUAUCGCGUCUUUGUACAACGAGGAACCAGAGACCAAGACAGCUGUCCUGGAAACUAUAGACUCGUUGCUGAAGAAGCUCCUCUGUGGUUCAGCCCUCCCGUCAUACUGCUUCCUCUCCACGCUGCUGGUCAGGAUGGGACUCCUGAAGGGAGAGGGGAAGAUGAAGAAGGUUUCGCUGGUCCCAGGUCAGCUCCUGUGUUUGGAACAUGCCGUCCAGCAGGACUACUUCACCCAGCACCAAGCCUCACUGCUUCACACCUUCCUGUCCAAGAACGGCGACGCUCUCAAGUCCUGCAGCAGCAGCAAAGACAGGCUGAACUCUGCUCUGGAGAAAAGGUGCCUUGACCAACACUGAUCAACCACUGCCAAUGCCGACACAGGAAAACACACACACACACACACACACACACACACACACACACACACACACACACUGUACUGACAUUCAUCUUUUCACCUACAGGGAAGCUUUUACACUUGAACAAGGGACAAAUACAACCACUGAUCUCCACUUUUCUUGACUUGUAUAUUUUAUGAAGACAUGACAAAGACUGUCCAGAAUGUCUUCUGAUUUUUAUUUUUCUACUUAUGUUUGUGACUUAUAUUUUUUAUAGAAAAUAAACAUACAAAUAAUAAAAAUAUAGAACUUCAUAUCAGUUAACCUCAGGGUUUAUGCUUAAAAAAAAACCCAAACUGAUUGUAACUUUGAGUGGAGCUAACAUUAGACAAUGUUGGCCUGACACCUUGUGUAGCAUAUUGCUUCACAUUUAGUGAAGCAUGUCAUUUUAUAUUGUUUUAAACGUUAUUGUUAAAUCUUUGAACAAAGCAGCGCACCUCUUCCAGAUGAGGUGACUGAGGUCUUAUUACUGGUGAGUCUGGAAAUUGGCAACAUAAAGCAGAUGCUUUUAAAAUGAUUACAGAUUUGCUGAGUCAGACCUGCAUCACACUGAUAUUCGCUGCUGUGAAAACUUCACUAUUGGAGUUAUGAGGUAUAAUUAGUAGGGACAAAACCAUUAUUCAUGUAAAUCAAAUGGAACAAAAAAAAAAAGUUCAGAAUAAAUUCAUCAUAAAUAAAGAGCUGGCUUUAUUGUUCCAUUUUAUUGAUAUGAUGCAUUACACACUGUUUUGUUUGUUGUUGCAUAUCUGAAAAGAAUAAAGGGGACCAACUUUUAGGGCACAGACAUGCUGCUGUUGCUCGUAAGGUUCAGUCAAGUCAGGGUGCUGUGUGCAUCAGACUGUGAGCAGGAAUGAGCUUCUCACACACACACAUUCACAUACACACAUACACACACACUCAUGAACUUGAAUACACACCGCAUGUGUGCAUCACCCUGCACUGAGCACAGUCAUAACACUGCACAGCUCAGGGGACCGCUAUCACUUCUACCUGCUGUUUCUCUCUCGUCUUCGGGAUCCAUACUCAACACUCUUAUUCAAAUAAAUCGUGCUCUUGUAUGACUGUCACCCGCAAUCAGUUGUAAUAUGUUACCUCAUGUAGCUGUUCAUGCUCGUUGUCGAUGUUUUAGAGCAUUUAAGGGAAUAGGGUGAGAACGGGAUGUUUUAAUGGCAUUUAGAUAAUCUGAAUAACAUAGACAAUGAGGAUUACAUGUGUAUUAAGAUGUUUGUUUAAUGUUUUGUAUUGAAGCUUUGUCAUAAAUUUAACUAAUCUAACAA